AUGAAAAUUUUAAAUUGUUUAUUACUAUCAAUCUUUUUUGUAAUUUUAGUGUGUAGUGGUGUAAAUAGUUAUGGUGAAGGUGAUGAAAAUGGACAUCCAACUUAUUCAGAACGUACUGCUUUAAUGGCAGUAAAUAUGGCACGUAAUAAUCCAUAUAAUUUUGCACAUGUUUUUAUGCCAUUGUUCCCAAUUUACACAUAUUCAGACUACUAUUAUAUUUAUGCAUACAACUCUAUUGCUAAACCCCAAAAACCACUUAAUUAUAAUAGUCAACUUAGUGCUUAUGCAGACGUAUUAAUGGAUCAAUUUAUAAAUAAUGAAUGUGACAACACUGGUUUAAAAUUGUGCAAUGGUACUUAUUAUCCAGAAUACCUUGAAGCCUAUUAUUCACAAUAUAGUACUUCAUUUAUUGACCAAGUUAUUGGUCGUUAUCAAAGAUCCAUCUAUGUAGAACCAGGAUAUGGGGCUAUAAUGAACGCAAUAUGUCAAAAGGGAAAUAAUACUUAUUGUAAAACCGAUUCAGAUUCGACUACUUUGGAUCCAAGAUUUGGUUUAAAUUCGGAAUACAUCAAUGAGUUUGGUGUAUCUUCAAGAGCUGUAGGAUCUUUGACAUACAUUUUAUAUUGGGCUGCCCCAUCAAUUUAUAAAACAAUUAAACCAAUCCCAUCAGCAUCCCAUAUUUGGAUCAAUGGAGAUUUACAUUUCUAUUUAACAUUCUACCAACCAUAUAACUACCCAACCAGAGUUUCUUUAAUUUUCCAAGGUAAUGAUAGAUCAAUGGAUCAAUACCUCACACCCUCUUCCUCAACAGUCUAUAAAAACCAACCUUACAGUACCUAUAAAUAUGUAAUGUAUCUUAAUAAUACUUUUUCAGAUGUUGAAUGUUUAACCUAUUCAUUUUCAGUUAGUACCUACAAUGGAUCAACCCAUAAUUACCCAGACACUGGUUAUCUUACUGUCUCUAAUGAUAACUCAUCAUGUGGUGCAUGGACUCUCACUAAAAAUGAUCCAUACGAAUCUUCAUCAACUACCUUAUCAUCUUUAUCAACUUUAUUAUUAUUCUCCAUUUCAAUGGUAAUUUCAUUAUUUUUAUAA
This is a messenger RNA of Dictyostelium purpureum, 1095 nucleotides long. RefSeq lists its product as uncharacterized. NCBI's taxonomy places the organism in Eukaryota, Evosea, Eumycetozoa, Dictyosteliales, Dictyosteliaceae. The record is from RefSeq and is a predicted model, not a curated record. The transcript is spliced from 2 exons. Bases 1 to 1095 code for a protein of 364 amino acids.